AUGGCGUCCUAUGGCGUUCAGUUCACGGGUAAAUUUGGUGCUCACGUUAUAUUCAGCGUUCUUCGGAAGGUGGACAUUGAAGCAACAAUCGGAGAAAUCGUUCAAGAUCUGGCCGCUGAUAAUUUUGUGGUUAAGAACAUCAAGGCAUAUAAGGAAAACUAUGAUAACAAUGUGACGUUUCUUGAACCUAAGGCGUUUGGAAAUCUGCCCACAUUAGGUACUCUGAACAUGAACAAUAUCAAGUUAGCUACCUUCGACGUCGGGUAUUUCAUGGGCCACUUUGAAAUCGAUAGACUUCUGAUGGAUUCUUCAGGCAUAAAGUACAUUCAUCCAGUGAACACAACGUUGGUACAAAAAGGAAAUGUGCCACUGAUUAAAGAACUUACAUUAAAUUUUAACAUCUUAAGUAACAUUCCUAGGUAUGCUCUUCGUGGUUUUGAAAAACUGCAAGUCCUAAACCUUCAAGGGAAUCGUAUAUCGAGCAUCAAUAAUGAAUCUUUUUGUGGCUUACAUGCACUGGUAGCCCUCAGUUUGUUUUAUAAUAAAAUAAAUUCACUUCCCCGCGCCUCGUUCGCUUGCGCCUCGAAUCUCACGAACAUUGAUUUGUCACGUAAUAACCUCGCGACAUUGGAUCCCCAAUGGUUUGACAGAUCCUGGUUUCUCCGCAGCCUGGUGGUAGAUCAAAGUGGCAUCCGUCGCAUCGCGGUCGGACCAUGGAAGGCAACUAAUCUCCAGACUCUUGUUCUUACAAACAACGAUCUCCAUUCUCUUUCUCAUGGCACCUUCAAUGGCUUGGCAAAUUUGAAAACACUUAUUGUUUCAGGCAAUUUCAAUCUUUUUCAAAUGUCAGAGGACGCCCUCACAUCAGUUGGUUCCUUAGAAUCCCUCGUCAUGACGGAUUUGAGACAAUUUACUAUGAAAGGUUCGUUUAGAAAUAUGCAACAACUACUUUAUCUGGAUAUGUCAUAUAGCCUGUUGAAAAUGUCAUCAAUUGACCAGUUCACGAAUACAUCUGCGCUGAGGGUUCUCAAUAUGUCGGGAUCACAUCUCAAAGCUGAGGAUUUAGUUGAUAUACAGACAGGGACAUCGUUGUUUUCAGGCUUGGUCUCAUUGCAUAUCCUUAAACUACGGAAAAACUCUUUAGAUAACCUACACAAUAUUCCUGGCAUAUUCACCCCGCUUGGUAGUCUUGUUGAGCUAGACUUAACAAGUUGUCGUAUACUACAAGUUGCGUCAGGAACAUUUGCAAACUUAACGACCCUGCUAGUGCUUCGUCUGCCUCAAAAUCAAUUAACCAGCAUUUUCAAGGACGCUUUUCAUGGAUUGUACAAUUUACAGGUGUUGCAGCUGCAGUAUAAUUCAAUUACAUUCAUCGACCAAGAGCUAUUUCGGGGCACAAAUGAACUUGUACAGUUGUACUUACAGAACAAUCAUAUUUCGACCGUAGCCUCCAACACUUUCAUGCCGUCAAGUUUGAUUAGAUUAAAUAUUGCAAAAAAUCCCUUAUCAUGCGAUUGCGAACUCACCUGGUUCAGACAAUGGUUGAACGAGGUUGAAGGAAAAAUAAAUUUCGAUCCAGAAAAUGAAACCCUAUGCUCUAGCAGUUCCUUAAAACCGUUGGUCAAUCAAAUAAUUUGGUCGUUCCAUCCGUUUGAAUAUUGUAGGAUCAAUGCCAUGAUAAUCGUUUCCGCAUGUUUUGCGCCGAUUUUAGUUUUAACCCUCGGUAUACUCGUGUAUCUGAACCGAUGGUGGAUAAACUAUAAGUUGUAUCUCCUCAAGUUGGCUAUCGUUGGUUACCAUGAGAUCACUGAAGAUCGGAAUCCGGAGGACUAUGAAUACCAACUCAACCUCAUGUUUCAUGACGACGAUGAAUGGUGGGUAAAUGACUUCAUGAAACCUUUUCUGGAGCAGAGGAUGCCUCAUCUGGAGCGCGUCAUAUUUGGUGAUGCCGAUCUUCACCCAGGAUUGUUCUACUUGAACGCCAUCUAUGACGUCAUCGAAAACAGCCACAAGACAAUAUUGUUGCUUAGCAACCAGUCUGUGGAUGAUACCUGGUACAUGACCAAGCUCCGUAUGGCAGUGGAGCACAUGAAUGACACAAAGUUGGAGAAGGUCAUCCUGAUUUUCUUUGAAGACAUCGAUGAUGACCAUCUACCGUACCUUGUUAGGCUCUUGCUGAGUCGGAACAAGCCUUAUUUGCUGUGGACAGAGGAUGAAGAAGGUCAGGAGGUCUUCUGGGCAAAGGUCCAGAAGAGCAUGAGAUCAAACCGGCAAAUGAACAAUGUUAUACCCGUUUAA
This is a messenger RNA of Strongylocentrotus purpuratus (purple sea urchin), 2298 nucleotides long. RefSeq names its product toll-like receptor 13. Gene Ontology annotation, molecular function: protein binding; transmembrane signaling receptor activity. The transcript is spliced from 2 exons. Bases 1 to 2298 code for a protein of 765 amino acids. Gene Ontology annotation, cellular component: membrane. NCBI's taxonomy places the organism in Eukaryota, Metazoa, Echinodermata, Echinoidea, Camarodonta, Strongylocentrotidae. The record is from RefSeq and is a predicted model, not a curated record. Gene Ontology annotation, biological process: immune response; toll-like receptor signaling pathway.